Messenger RNA from Cornus florida, 2273 nucleotides. Its product is annotated as U-box domain-containing protein 38-like. The coding region runs from base 363 to 1976 and encodes 537 amino acids. Gene Ontology annotation, cellular component: nucleus; cytoplasm. Gene Ontology annotation, molecular function: protein binding; ubiquitin-protein transferase activity. Gene Ontology annotation, biological process: protein ubiquitination. NCBI's taxonomy places the organism in Eukaryota, Viridiplantae, Streptophyta, Magnoliopsida, Cornales, Cornaceae. The record is from RefSeq and is a predicted model, not a curated record. The transcript has a single exon.
CGCAGACCAUAGUAAUUGUAUAACCUAAAGCAAUAGAGUUGUUUCGCGAAACGUCAUCUGAUCGAUCCACUCUGUCUUGCUUCUUCCAACGCAGUCAAUUCACCUCUCUCUCUCCCUCUGUGGGACUCGGUCUCAAAGAUAUAGUCUUCAUUCACCAACUUCAGAGCUUCAUGGGGUAUAUAGAUUGAACGAUUUGGAAAUUCCUAUAUUCCCCUAAAAGGUUGUUGGAUUUUCAUCUUCUAGCUCUAUCAAUCUCAGCAACAGUUCUUCAAGCUCUGACUGUAAUCGUUAAAUUUAAGUGUAUAGAUCAACAGAGCUUGUUUGUGUUUGUGUAGUGUGUGCAAAUACUUAUAUGUACGCAGAUGGGUGGUAAUGGCAAGCACCGGUGGAAAAUCUCCAUACACAGGUCAUCGUCUUCGUCCACUUCCAAGCUCGAAAAAAAGCAUCCUCCCACGGAAUUCGUAUGUCCGAUUUCUGGGUCGUUGAUGUUCGAUCCGGUCGUCGUCUCCUCAGGCCAAUCCUUCGAGAGAAACUCCGUCCAAAUCUGCCGAAAUCUAGGGUUUGCUCCAACCCUAGCCGAUGGCUCCAAGCCCGAUUUUGAUACAGUAAUCCCCAAUUUGGCCCUCAAAUCCACCAUUCUCAGCUGGUGCAACACCUCUGGUGCGGAGCGACCUCGCCCACCCGACUACAGCUCCCUGGAGGACACCGUCCGUGCAAUUAUGGACUCGUCCAGAGAGGAAGAAACAGAGGAUGUAAACAAUUCGAGAAUUAGGGUUUCAGAGAGGGAGUUGCUGAGAGGGGUGGCGGAGAAGCCGGCGGUGAUGUUCUCGCACGCCGCCACGGAGGUGAACCACCGAGCGAGUCACUUCUACUCAUCCAGUUCCGAAGAAUCGGUCAUCGCCAACGGCGCGAUGACUCCACUUCUUCCUUUCACAACUCGACCCCUCUGUUACUCCUCUGCCUCGUCGUCGUCGGAAAUCACUUCCGACGACACCCUAAACCCUAACAUUAAUUCCGAAGACGAGGAGUUCGUGGUCAAGCUGAGAAGUUCUGAAGUCUUCGAGCAAGAACAAGGCUUGAUUGCUUUGAGGAAGCUCACGAGAACAAAGGAAGAAGCUAGGGUUUCGGUAUGCACGCCGCGCUUGCUUGCCGGACUCAAAUUGCUGAUCCCGUCGAGGUACCACGGCGUGCAGGUCAACGCCGUCGCUUCUCUGGUCAACCUCUCGCUCGAGAAGGCCAACAAGGUGAAUAUCGUACGGUCGGGGAUCGUCCCGCCGGUGAUCGACGUGUUGAAGGGAGGAUUGGCUGAGUCGCAGGAACACGCUGCGGGCGCACUCUUCAGUUUAGCUCUGGAAGACGAUAACAAGACGGCCCUGGGCGUCCUCGGCGCGUUGCAGCCGUUGUUGCACGCGCUGAGGUCGGAGAGCGAUCGGACUCGGCACGACUCGGCGUUCGCGUUGUACCAUUUGACUCUGAAUCAGAGCAACCGAGCCAAGCUCUUAAAACUCGGCGCUGUGCCGACGCUGUUGUCGAUGGUGCCUGGCGGUGAGUUCGGAGGGCGAGUGCUGCUGGUGCUGUGCAAUUUGGCGGCGUGCGAGGAGGGGAGAGCGGCAAUGCUUGACGCGAACGCGGUGGAGACUCUGGUGGGGUUGCUAAGGAGGGGGAGCGAGUCAUCCUCUGAGUCGACUCGGGAGAAUUGUGUAGCCGCGUUGUACUCACUGAGUCACGGAAGCAUGAGGUUCAAGGGACUGGCUAGGGAGGCGAGGGCAGCGGAGGUGUUGAGGGAGGUGGUAGAGAGAGGAAGCGAGCGGGCAAGGGAGAAGGCGAAGAGGAUACUGGUGACGUUGAGAGGGAGGGACGAGGAGGAGGAUGGGGAGGAGGAGGUGGAUUGGGAAGGGGUUAUGGAGGGAGGGGUGAGUCGGAGUCGGUACCGAGUUGGGAGGAAUGUGUACGGUGCCAACUCAACCGAGUUUUGAAUUUGAUUGUUUUACUCUUUUGUUUUUUUUUUUUCUUUUUCUUUUUUUUUUUAAAAAAAAAAAAAUCUUUCCAACUAGUAGGGGUUUUGUUUGGGUACAGGGGCGUUGUAUUUAUUGGUGGAUGAUGUUGAUAUUCAUGCUUAUUUUCUUUUCUAUUUUGUGAUUAAUUUUUAGUUUAAUAAUUAUUUGUGCGCUAUAUUUCUGUGAAUGUAAUUAUGAGUAAUUAUUUGUGCGCUAUAUUUCUGUGAAUGUAAUUAUGAUGUAAAUAUUAGAUUUUGUGAGAGGGAUUUUGAACUU